Messenger RNA from Yamadazyma jaroonii, 2376 nucleotides. The record is from the annotation of a GenBank genome assembly. Lineage: Eukaryota; Fungi; Ascomycota; Pichiomycetes; Serinales; Debaryomycetaceae.
AUGGCACAAGUUAUCUGGAACCCUGACAUUGAUGUAUAUAAUUCAAGUGUUAUGCCACUAUCUGUGGCAAAGAAUAUAGCCAAAUAUUUACCAAUAGGAGAUAUACUAAACUUUGGAGCAGUUUCAAAGAACGCAAAUUUGGCAAUUGAAGAUUCAACCCUAUGGUUAACCAUGGCCAAAAGUGUGGGGGUAUGGUCCAAUAACCCUGAAAAAAAUAUCCCGUAUAACGAUACUCGUCCAUUCACCGGAUUGGAUUGUAUGGAUGGUUCAAUACUGGACCCUAAGGUAGCAAGGAGUCGAAUUUUAGCUAUUUACAGAUGCUUGGAUAAAUAUUACACCGAUUUAUUGUCCAAUAAGUCAUACGACAAACUCAAAAUAUUCCAAGAUUAUCAUACCCCUGAAGAGCAGUGUAAGAUAUUGAAUAACCUCAUGAAAUACAGUAACCUCGACAAGAUUGAGGAAUCCAAAUACCUAGCUCAAGAGAAGCUAAAUUCUUUAUUCGAAAUCUUCGAGAAUGCUAUAUUGAGGGAACUUGAGAUACACUUCGAUUUGGAGGAUUACAAAACCAUGAAUAGAUUUGUGAAGGUGUUCCUAGAAUUGAACAAUCAUCAGACUUUGAUCGAUUUUUUCAUUCAAAAGAGUGUUCUCGAUAAUUCUGAUACCAUGUUCGAUCUCAUUGAGUCUAUAGAUGUGGAUAAGUUCUUCAUAGAAGAGGCCCAAGAGGACGGGAAUAUGUCUUUUAAAUUGGCUUUUGGAGAAUUCGACGGGUUGAUGAAAGAACUCGUGGUCAUUUUCGAACACGAAUCAAGAAUCAUAGACAUGGUAUUUCCUCAAACGAUUCCGAUGAUGUACAAAGUCAGCGAAGAAUUGAUACUUAACCAAUUGGGAGACCGGUUCAACUCAUUGGUGGAAUCUUCUAAACCUAAAAGCCUUUACUUGGCCAUAGUUCCAUAUUUGUAUAAGCAACUACAGACAAAUUUCGUAGAUUGCCUUGGGACAAGCAAAAAUUUGGGGGAGGGCUAUCAUAAUCUUAUACAGGAACUCAUAGAUAUGCAGUUCGAACAAACGGUAACGGACUAUAUCCGUGAGGAAUUGGUAUUGUUCAAGGGCGAUGCCUACCAGAGGAUAAGUGAAUGGAAAAAAUCAAUUGAAAAGAGAGAGGAAGAAACUUCACAAAGUAUCUUGAGGAAUGUUAGAUCCGAAACAAAGAAUGACUUUUUGAGUAGUUUCAAGAAAGCCUUCACCGUAUCCUCGUCAACAAACUCCGAAAUCAGAGAGGAUUCGAAUGACACCUACUCAGAGAUUCAAGCAAAAGAGAAGAUACUUACGGAGAAUAUGAAAUCAAUCAACAAGACCUUCAGUCUCAAACUUUCCAUGGAAAUCUUAAACGAAGGAAAGUUAUCAUUAGCAAGAAUUCUACACUUUGAACAAUUCAGUAUUGCAAGUUUGAGAAACUCAGUAUUAACGUCUGUGCAAGAGAUUUUCAUCUCUUUGUUGGAACUGAUAGGUAAUGAACAUUUAAGACCUGGAUUUGACAAAGCGCUAUUAUAUUUGAGAACGUACAAACCUAAUGAAGACCACGAAAGUGCUGCAGUGGAACCUAUCAAGCCAUUAGUACUAUUUUCUGAUCUUGUAAAUAUUGCUGACUUGAUCAUUCAAAUGGUAGAGAUUUUCUAUAAAGAGGAAAUUAUCAAUAGACAUCUCAUUAAGCAUGAAAAUUCCAUCCUUAACCCCGCUCUUCAAAGGAAGAAGAAAUUCGAGGAGAUGGUAGAUAAUUAUGUUGCAGAUGGUCUAAAUAUAGGUCUAGACGUAUUGAUCAGUGAAAUAGAAUUGACUUACUCAUCAGUUAUAGAGAGUAAAGACUAUUUACCCGACCCAAUCGCUGCAAACAGUGUUGAAGGGCCCACCUCUGCUGCACAAAGAGUAAUCCAAAUAUUGAAUGGUAAUUUCGACUUGUUGGUAGGGUGUGCUGAUAAGUCUGUCAUAGACGUAUUCCAGCAAGAAUUGGCUGAAAGGUUCUUCCAAGUGAUCGUCAAAAUUAUCAAACGAACGACGAUUUCUAAUAUGGGUGCUGUCACUUUAAUUUCGGAUUUGAAUCUUUAUUACGAUUGCAUAUUCACCCAUAUAAAAACUAAUAAAAGGCUAAUUCUUCCUUUGUUUCAAUCUUUGAAAAAAGUUGGUAGUAUAUAUCUCAUCAGUGGUGACGAUUCGAAGUCUAUCGGAAAACUUGUUAGCGAUUUGAGUAAAUUUAACGGUAUAUUCAAUCAGGAAGAGAUUUAUGAAUUUGUCCAAAGGAGAGAAGAUUGGAACACCGUUAAAAGUGAGGUUGAGAAGAUCAUGUAUGGACUAAGUCUUGGUGACUGUACAAUUGUCUGA